CCUAUUAACUCUUUUGGUAUAUGUAGUAGUGGUGCUAUAAAUAAAGCCCACCCUCCAUCAACUUAAAAAUAUUCAUUCUCAAAGAAUUAUUUUUUUUGGGUUUGUUUUAUUCUUUUAUUAUUUGGAUCUAUAUUUUUUGGGUUCCUUAUAUAUAUUUUUUUCAUUGCUUGCCCUGUAAUUCAAAUCAACUUGGAAAUUUUGGAAGAUUUGGGAUGAAAUCUGGUCGGAUCUUGCUUUGUGGGACGUGGGUUUUGGUUGGUCUUAUUUCAAUACAAAGCUCCUCUUCUUUUCUCCUCCUUCUCAUCCCAUAGGUCUCACAAAUCAUACCACCAAGAAAAAAAAAAGGAAGUAACAAAGAGAGAGAGUAUAAAUUCCACUUUCUAUUUUGCUUGUUCUGUGGCUUCAAAGCUUGAUCUUUUAUCUUCAAUUGGUGCAAUGGGGAUGGCUGCAGAGUCACAAUUCCAUGUUUUGGCUGUAGAUGACAGCCUCAUAGAUAGAAAGCUGAUUGAGAAGCUCCUCAAGAUCUCAUCUUUUCAAGUUACCACAGUUGAUUCUGGUACUAAGGCCUUAGAAUUUCUGGGUUUGCAUGAACAUGACCAAAGCAAACCAAGUACACUUACUAUUUCCCCAAACAAUCAUCAGGAAGUGGAAGUGAAUCUUAUAAUUACAGACUACUGUAUGCCUGGCAUGACAGGCUAUGAUUUGCUCAAGAAAAUCAAGGAGUCUUCCUCCCUUAGAAACAUACCGGUGGUGAUUAUGUCAUCUGAGAAUGUGCCUUCAAGGAUCAGCAGGUGCUUGGAGGAAGGAGCAGAAGAAUUUUUCUUGAAGCCAGUGCGACUGGCAGAUGUGAAUAGGCUUAGACCCCAUAUGAUGAAAACAAAGUUGAAGGAUCCAAUACAAGAAAAGCUCGAAAAACAUGAAGACAAAGAUGAUGAAACAGAAAAGCCAGAGUUUCAAUCACAAGAACAACAAGAGCAACAACAACAACAACAACAACAACCACAACAACAGCAACAACAACUUUCAAGUAGUAACAAGAGGAAGACCUUGGAAGAAGGGCUUUCACCAGAUAGAACAAGACCCAGAUACAAUGGCAUCGCCACUGUGGUUUGACAAAUUAAUCAUGGAAAAUAUUUUCCACUUUUAAUUUGAACAAUGUAAUUUCUAUAGUUUUUUCUCACUUUUUUUUUAUUUUUUUUUUAUUUUUACUUUUUAAUUUUUGACGUUGGUUAAUACAGAGGCCCAAUAGGAGUGUAGAGCGAGUUGUUUCAUGUACACAUUUUACAUGGAAAUAUUUUAAUCCAAUUUUUGUCUUGCUAA
Messenger RNA from Quercus lobata, 1320 nucleotides. RefSeq names its product response regulator 9 (gene ARR9). Gene Ontology annotation, biological process: phosphorelay signal transduction system; cytokinin-activated signaling pathway. Lineage: Eukaryota; Viridiplantae; Streptophyta; Magnoliopsida; Fagales; Fagaceae. The transcript is spliced from 5 exons. The record is from RefSeq and is a predicted model, not a curated record. The coding region runs from base 436 to 1113 and encodes 225 amino acids.